AUGAAAUUAGCCUUAUCAGACACCAAGGCAGCAUACGAGUGGUUUCGACCAAGGAAGGAUAGGAGGUUCUGGGCGAAGUACAUCUGGAAGGAUUUUAUCCCUCCUAAAUACUCCUUCAUCUGUUGGCUGGCCAUCAGAGGACGUCUUACUACACGAGACCGAAUAACAUGGGAGGAAAUUGAUGCAUCGUGUGGACUUUGUUCCAGGGAGGACGAGAAUGUAGACCACUUGUUUUUUAGGUGCCGAGAAACCUGGAAGGUGUGGGAUAAUGUUCGCGACUGGAUUGGCCUACGCAGACGCCCCACAACAAUUAAGAGCGCCAUCAAAUGGCUUGUGCGGGACAGGCGGCCUUCUCGAAUAGUACAUGUGGCGGAAAGGAUUGCGUUAAUCGCUACGGUGUACUACAUAUGGCUUGCCAGAAAUGCUGCUAUCAUGGACGGAAAGAGAUAUGAUAAUGUGUGGAUCGUGUUCCAGAUAAAGAUAGUUGUCUAUAGUAUACUCUAUGCUAAAUUCCCACAGGAACAAGUUAUGCAACAAUGUGCCUGA
Salvia hispanica is the source of this 546-nucleotide messenger RNA. RefSeq lists its product as uncharacterized. NCBI's taxonomy places the organism in Eukaryota, Viridiplantae, Streptophyta, Magnoliopsida, Lamiales, Lamiaceae. The record is from RefSeq and is a predicted model, not a curated record.